AUGACUGCUGUGUCGCUCUCGACCGAAGGUAUCCGCUCCCGUCUCGAGUGGAACACCACCCUCAACCCUGCCUCGGCGCCUCUGCCGACCGAGGAAACCAAGUACUACCGCAAGACGGCCAUCAUCGCCACCAUCGGCCCCAAGACAAACAGCGUAGAGAAGCUCGCUGAGUUGCGCAAUGCGGGUGUCAACAUCGUGCGCAUGAACUUCUCGCACGGCGAGUAUUCAUACCAUCAGAGUGUGAUCGACAAUACGCGUGCUAUGCUCGCAAACAAUGCCGGCCGCCCGGUUGCGAUUGCCCUUGACACUAAAGGCCCUGAGAUCCGUACUGGUCUGAUGAAGAACAACCAGGACGUUCCUAUCAAGGCCGGCCAUGAGUUCAUCGUGUCCGUCGACCCCCAGUACAAGGAGUCUGGUGACGACAAGGUUCUCUUCAUGGACUACCCCAACUUGCCCAAGGUUACCGCACCGGGCAAGCUCAUCUACGUCGAUGACGGUAUCCUCUCGCUCCUCGUCCUCUCGAUUGAGGGCACGAACGUUCGCGUCCGUGCUAUCAACAACGGCACGCUCUCCUCGCGCAAGGGUGUCAACCUUCCCAAGACCCCGGUCGACUUGCCUGCCCUCUCGGAGAAGGACAAGAACGACCUUAGGUUCGGUGUCAAGAACGGUGUCGAUAUGAUCUUCGCCUCCUUCAUCCGCCGCGGCCAGGACGUGCGCGACAUCCGUGAGGUCCUUGGCCCCGACGGCCAAAACAUCAAGAUCAUCGUGAAGAUCGAGAACGAGCAGGGUCUUGUCAACUUUGACGAGAUCCUUGCCGAGACUGACGGUGUCAUGGUUGCUCGUGGUGAUCUCGGUAUUGAGAUUCCGGCGUCGCAGGUCUUCCUUGCGCAGAAGAUGAUGAUCGCCAAGUGCAACAUGGCCGGCAAGCCCGUCAUCGUCGCCACCCAGAUGCUCGAGAGCAUGACCUACAACCCGCGCCCGACGCGCGCUGAGGUCUCUGAUGUUGCCAACGCCGUCCUUGAUGGUGCUGACUGUGUCAUGCUUUCCGGAGAGACGGCCAAGGGCUCUUACCCGAUCGAGGCCGUCCUUAUGAUGGCUGAGACGUGCUUGCUCGCGGAGAAGUCCAUCUGCUACCCGCCCCUGUACGACGAGCUCAGGGCUAUGACUUCGCGCCCAGUGCAGACGGUCGAGGCGAUCGGCAUGUCGGCGGUAUCGGCGGCGUAUGAGGCCAACGCGGAUGCGAUCCUCGUUCUGUCGACCAGCGGCAACACCGCGCGCUUGAUUGCCAAGUACCGCCCGAACGUGCCCAUCAUCACGGUCACGCGCAGUGAGCAGACGGCGCGCCAGAUUCACCUCCACCGGGGCGUUUAUCCGUUCUGGUACCCCGAGCCGCGCGGUGUGCAGGCGCACCAGUGGCAGACGGACGUCGACAACCGCAUCAGGUUUGGUCUGCGCCAGGCGCUCGAGCUCAAGCUCGUCCAGCCUGGAUCGACGAUUAUCGCCGUCCAGGGAUGGAAGGGCGGUCUCGGGCACACGAACACGCUCCGUGUGCUGUCUGUGCCGACGGAUGGUGCGGACCUUGAGGCGCAGCCGCUUGCGGGCGCCCAGUGA
Messenger RNA from Peniophora sp. CBMAI 1063, 1611 nucleotides. The record is from the annotation of a GenBank genome assembly. NCBI's taxonomy places the organism in Eukaryota, Fungi, Basidiomycota, Agaricomycetes, Russulales, Peniophoraceae.